This is a messenger RNA of Dermacentor silvarum, 1746 nucleotides long. RefSeq lists its product as uncharacterized. Lineage: Eukaryota; Metazoa; Arthropoda; Arachnida; Ixodida; Ixodidae. Gene Ontology annotation, molecular function: catalytic activity. The record is from RefSeq and is a predicted model, not a curated record. The coding region runs from base 1 to 1533 and encodes 510 amino acids. The transcript has 3 exons.
AUGGCCGACCAGGAAGCCCUCGCCGCUCUUCGCCAACAAGUACAUCUUCAAGAGCAACUUGAGGCCCAAGAACAGGUAAUCAAGAAACAAGAGCAGCAACUCCACGAACAGCAGCAACGCACCCAAAAUGAACCACACUCAUCUGGCAAUUCUGCACAGCCGCGCUCGGGCCACGCCCCCCAAAGCUCUGCUCCAGCGGCCGCCACCACUCCAGCGGCCACCGCCAACACGGACGUCUGUCGCGUCGCCGUCAAGCUCCCACCCUUUGAGCAGAGUCACCCGAGGUGUGGCUCGCUCAAGUCGAGGCGCAGUUUUCCCUGGCACGCAAUCCUCCAGGUUCAGCCGAAUCUGCCGCUGGACCAGCUCGCCGAAAUCGUCGACCGAGUCGUCGAAGCUUCUUCACCGGGUGGAUUUCCCGCUUCGGCACUGCUCGUCGCGUCCCAACCGAUCAAGGACGGAUUUUCCGUACUCUUAGUUAACUGCAGAAGCAUCAAAAAUAAGGCGGACGAUUUCGCCUCUAUGGUUGCAACUGUGCAGCCGCACGUUGUACUAGGCACUGAGUCCUGGUUAGAAAAGAGUAUCGGUAACAGCGAAGUAUUCCCACCCGGGUUUACUGUCUACCGUAAAGAUAGACACCGGCACGGCGGAGGCGUUUUUAUUCUAAUAGCAAACGACUUGCCCAGUGAAGUACUCCAUUUUGACAAUGAUGCUGAAUCAGUAUGGUGUCGUGUGCACCUGUCAAAGGGGUAUAAACUAGUAUUUGGUUCCUUCUACCGCCCACCCGAUAGUAAUGAAACCCCAAUUCAUAACCUUGCUGACAUCUUAUCAGUGCUCUCUGAUAGUGUUUUUCUGGGCGGUGAUUUUAACCUCCCAGACAUAACUUGGACUACUGACGGCGCAAUAACUAACAAAUCGCGAAUCAAUAGAAUUUUUCGAGAAAUAAUUAUGUUAAACAAUUUAACCCAAUAUGUACUUGUUCCUACUAGACAACAAGCUACAUUAGACCUGGUCCUUUGUAACGACCCCAACAUUGUGACCAAAGUCUCAACGCAACCGGGCAUUAGUGACCACGAUGUGGUCAUUACAAACUUAAACAUUUCACUGGUUCCUAUACAGGUGCAAUUACCACGGCGAGUAUUUUUAUAUGAGAGAGGAAACUUUGACGCUAUCCAGGCUGAAUUAAUAUCAUACUUGCCAACCUUCCGGCGUCUGUCAGAGAGUAGUGAUGCAGAGCAUUUAUGGUCCACCCUUCGGAACAAAUUAUUAGAACUACUAGAGAAACAUGUCCCUAUAAAAUUCCUGCGGCAAAAGAAAAAAGAUAAACCGUGGUUUAAUUCUGGAGUGCGUAGACUGAUAAGGAAAGCUAGAAGGGCGUACAGAAAAUGCUGUAAUAACAACACUUCUCUCAACCGUCAACACUUAAAGGAUGCAAACCGGAUGCUAAAACUAGGAAUCGAGAAAGCGAAAGAAUUAUUUUUUGCCCGAUUAAACACAGAUCUGAAAAAAACCCUAAAGCUUUCUGGAAAUAUAUAAAAACAAGUAGAACAGACGACAUUUCAGUUCCCGCUCUGAAAUCAAAUGGCAUUGCUAUAACGACAGACGCUGAAAAGGUUGAAGUGUUUAAUCUCUAUUUUCAAUCAGUGUUUUCGUCGACACAAACGACUGACGCGACCACAUCACUUCCUCCUAACAGUGCCUUUGACCAUUCCAUGCCGGAAAUAAACAUCGAUAUACAUGGUAUCGACU